Messenger RNA from Aspergillus melleus, 3813 nucleotides. RefSeq names its product class I myosin myoA. The transcript has 9 exons. Bases 1 to 3813 code for a protein of 1270 amino acids. The record is from RefSeq and is a predicted model, not a curated record. Gene Ontology annotation, molecular function: microfilament motor activity; actin filament binding; ATP binding. NCBI's taxonomy places the organism in Eukaryota, Fungi, Ascomycota, Eurotiomycetes, Eurotiales, Aspergillaceae. Gene Ontology annotation, biological process: endocytosis; actin filament organization; vesicle transport along actin filament. Gene Ontology annotation, cellular component: myosin complex; plasma membrane; vesicle.
AUGGGACACUCACGACGUCCGGCCGGCGGGGAGAAGAAGAGUCGAGGCUUCGGUCGCUCCAAAGUCGCUGAUGUCGGCGAUGGGCGGCAAGCGGGCGGCAAGCCCCAAGUCCGAAAGGCCGCAUUUGAAAGCACGAAAAAGAAAGAGAUUGGUGUUUCCGAUUUGACGUUGCUGAGCAAGAUCUCGAACGAAGCCAUCAACGAUAACUUGAAACUACGUUUUGAACAUGACGAAAUCUACACGUAUAUUGGGCACGUGCUGGUGUCUGUUAACCCUUUCCGAGACCUGGGCAUCUAUACCGAUAGCGUCCUCGAAUCCUACCGGGGGAAGAACAGACUGGAAACUCCGCCCCAUGUCUUUGCGGUCGCCGAAUCCUCCUACUAUAACAUGAAAUCCUAUAAAGACAACCAGUGCGUGAUCAUUUCCGGAGAGUCCGGUGCUGGAAAGACCGAGGCUGCGAAGCGGAUCAUGCAGUAUAUCGCGAGUGUAUCUGGAGGCACGGACUCGUCCAUUCAACAAACGAAGGACAUGGUUCUCGCAACGAAUCCGCUCUUAGAAUCUUUCGGUAACGCGAAGACGCUGCGUAACAACAACUCGUCCCGUUUCGGAAAAUACUUGGAGUUGGAGUUCAACGCCAAUGGAGAGCCAGUUGGUGCCAACAUUACCAACUAUCUGCUGGAGAAGUCGCGAGUUGUGGGGCAGAUUACGAACGAGCGUAACUUCCACAUCUUCUACCAGUUCACGAAAGCUGCGCCGCAGAAGUAUCGAGACAUGUUCGGUUUGCAACAACCCCAGUCCUACGUCUACACUAGCCGAUCUAAAUGCUUCGAUGUGCCCGGUGUCGACGACGCUGCCGAGUUCCGGGAUACGCUCAACGCAAUGGGGGUUAUUGGUAUGACCGAGGCCGAGCAGGACGAUGUUUUCCGCAUGUUGGCGACGAUUCUGUGGAUCGGAAACAUCCAAUUCACGGAGGACGACUCCGGCAACGCCGCCAUCACGGACCAAUCGGUCGUGAACUUCGUCGCCUAUCUUUUAGAGGUCGAUCCGACCGAGGUGAACAAGGCCAUGACCAUCCGUAUCAUGGAGACCGCUCGGGGAGGUCGAAGGGGAUCUGUUUACGAGGUGCCUCUAAACACGACCCAGGCCUUGGCUGUGCGCGAUGCGCUUUCGAAGGCAAUCUACUUCAACCUUUUCGAUUGGAUUGUGGAGCGCGUCAACGCUUCUUUGACUGCCCGGGAGUCUGUGACGAACUCCAUCGGUAUCCUGGAUAUUUAUGGAUUCGAGAUUUUCGAAAAGAACUCCUUCGAGCAGCUGUGUAUCAACUACGUCAACGAGAAACUUCAGCAGAUCUUCAUUCAGUUGACGUUGAAGGCGGAGCAGGAUGAAUAUGCUCGGGAGCAAAUCCAGUGGACUCCGAUCAAAUACUUUGACAACAAGGUGGUGUGCUCGCUGAUCGAGGACAAGCGCCCGCCGGGUGUCUUUGCCGCCUUGAACGACGCAUGCGCAACGGCCCAUGCUGAUUCCGGUGCUGCGGACAACACCUUCGUCGGCAGGCUGAACUUCCUCGGCCAGAACCCUAAUUUCGAAAGCCGACAGGGUCAAUUCAUCGUGAAGCAUUAUGCUGGUGAUGUCAGCUAUGCGGUCGAGGGCAUGACGGACAAGAACAAGGACCAGUUGCUCAAGGAUCUGCUGAACCUCGUCGGCCACUCAAGCAACAACUUUGUGCACACGCUCUUCCCCAACCAGGUUAACCAGGAUGACAAACGACGACCUCCCACGGCGAGCGACAAGAUCAAGGCUUCCGCCAACGACUUGGUGGCGACGCUGAUGAAGGCUCAGCCCUCUUACAUUCGAACCAUCAAACCCAACGACAACAAGGCCCCCAAGGAGUACAAUGUCGGCAACGUGCUGCAUCAAAUCAAAUACCUCGGUCUUCAGGAGAACGUACGUAUUCGACGUGCUGGUUUCGCCUACCGUCAGACUUUCGACAAAUUCGUGGAACGUUUUUACUUGCUUUCUCCCAAGACGUCCUAUGCUGGUGACUACACCUGGACGGGUGACGCCGAAUCUGGUGCCCGCCAGAUCUUGAAGGACACCAGUAUUCCGGCAGAAGAGUUCCAGAUGGGUAUAACGAAGGUGUUCGUUAAGACUCCGGAGACGCUGUUCGCGCUGGAGGCCAUGCGUGAUCGGUACUGGCAUAACAUGGCUAUCCGAAUCCAGCGCGCCUGGCGUAACUACCUCCGCUACCGUAUCGAAUGUGCUAUCCGCAUCCAACGUUUCUGGCGCCGCUGCACUGGCGGCCUUGAGCUCAUUAAGGUGCGCGACAAGGGCCACCAACUGCUCCAGGGCCGGAAGGAACGUCGGCGCAUGAGUUUGCUUGGUUCGCGACGAUUCCUCGGUGAUUACAUUGGCGUGGACAACAAAGGUGGUCCUGGUGAAAUGAUCCGUGACGGUGCAGGCAUUAGCGGAUCGGAAAACGUGCUUUUCUCUUGCCGUGGCGAGGUGCUGGUAUCUAAAUUCGGUCGCUCCAGCAAGCCAUCUCCUCGAAUCUUGAUUUUGACGAGCCGACAUGUAUAUAUCGUAGCGCAAACUAUCGUCAACAAUCAGUUGACUAUCUCGUCCGAGCGAACGAUACCGAUUGGAGCCAUCAAAUCCGUUAGCACAUCGAACCUGAAAGACGACUGGUUCUCGCUUGUCAUUGGCGCACAGGAGCCCGAUCCUCUCGUGAACUGUGUUUUUAAGACGGAGUUCUUUACCCAUCUUUCCACUGCCUUGCGCGGACAGUUGAACUUGAAGAUCAGCGAUCACAUCGAAUACAACAAGAAGCCAGGAAAGCUGGCCACCGUGAAGGUCGUCAAGGAACCCGGCGCUUCCAAUGUGGACAGCUACAAGAGUAGCACAAUUCAUACCAGUGCCGGAGAACCUGCCAGUUCUGUUUCCAAACCAACCCCAAGACCCAAGCAAGUUGCCGCGCGACCCGUCACCACUGGCAAACUACUUCGUCCGGGAGGCCCAGGUGGUGGUCCUUCGAAAUUGGCCUCUCGACCUGCGCCUCCUCGUCAGCCCAUGCCUCAAGCCACCCCACAGCCGGCCGCUGUGCAACCGCCACCACCGGCUCCCCAACCAGCUGCCGCUCAACCUGCACCACCGCCGGCGCCUAGGCCUGUCCCGCAGCCCGUCGCAGCCGUCGCCGCUUCUCAUACACGGACUGCUUCGUCUGGAUCAAUGAGGGCUCCCCCACCGCCUCCUCCUUCAAGUCCUCCGGCACAAAGGAAACCGACCGCCAAGGUCCUGUACGAUUUCAGCAGCGCCCAGUCGAACGAGCUUUCAAUUCGGGCUGGUGAGGUUGUGCAGAUUGUUUCCAAGGAAGGAAAUGGUUGGUGGUUGUGUAUGAAUACUGCAACAUCCGUGCAGGGCUGGACUCCCGAAGCAUAUCUGGAAGAGCAAGCCGCACCUGCACCGGCACCGAGACCUACUCCCCCUCCCCCGCCCCCAGCGGCACCUCGAGCUAGCCCGGUCCCUGCGACCAACGGAGCUGCCACGGCUGCCGCCGCCAAGGCCAAGCCAGCGCCCCCUGCACCACCCGCCAAGCGGCCUAACAUGGCGGGUAAGAGGACAGCACCGGCCCCUCCACCGGCCCCUCGUGACAGUGCUGUAAGCAUGCAAUCGCAGGACUCGUCCGGCGGCAGUGGACGUGCUACUCCUAACAGCGCCUCAAAUGCAAGUUUGGCCGGUGGACUUGCCGAGGCACUGAGGGCAAGACAAAACGCUAUGCAGGGGAAGCAUCAGCAAGACGACGAUGAUGACUGGUGA